Messenger RNA from Bufo bufo (common toad), 2058 nucleotides. RefSeq names its product carbohydrate sulfotransferase 8 (gene CHST8). Bases 417 to 1703 code for a protein of 428 amino acids. Lineage: Eukaryota; Metazoa; Chordata; Amphibia; Anura; Bufonidae. The transcript is spliced from 4 exons. Gene Ontology annotation, cellular component: membrane. Gene Ontology annotation, molecular function: sulfotransferase activity. Gene Ontology annotation, biological process: carbohydrate biosynthetic process; proteoglycan biosynthetic process. The record is from RefSeq and is a predicted model, not a curated record.
AACCCUCCUCGUGUAGUCGGCAGGACCCGGGCAGUGUGUAUUGUGCCCUGCAGAGCGGAGCCCCUCAGAGCGGCGGUCACCGGCGGAGCCCCCUGCAGAGACACGGCCGGGCAGCUGCCACUUGUCACAACUUCAUUGCCUUCCAGCCGCGGAGGAGCUGCACCUGCUGAGGGGAGCCCCCUGCACAGGAUGCCACAGCAGCGCCCUCUGUAACACCGAGGACUGGGCACACAGCGGGGCUGUCACUACGAGCCCCCUGAGUGGGCGCUGGACUACCCUGACAAGCUGGCACCAGGUUUGGCCCUGUGGAGCCCAAAGGUGAAAAAAUGAGAAGAUGAAAUCUUCUAACGCCCUGGAGGAAGCUGGCAUGGUUUAUUUUCCUGGAUCAAUGCAGGAUUGAUUUGAGAGGAAUAAUUAUGAGGCUGACGUGCAUGUUUUCCUUUAUCUUACUGUUUGGAGUCGCCGGUCUCGUCGUUUUCAUCCAUUUGCAAGAUCCUGUUGAAAUGGUUAACCAGCAAGGACUGGCAGCAGGCAUCAAGUUUGAGUUUGCAUUACACCAACCCAAAAAGGACUGUACAUCCAACAAUCAAUAUGGGACUUCAAUAGAAGCCGCUGCCAAACAGCUCCUGAACAUAAACCAAGACGUGCCGUCGUAUCCUCCUUAUCUGUACCCGGCUAGUUUACACAGCGCAAGUCGCAGGCAGAAAAAGAUGAUCUUUCUGAGGCGAGACAAUAAGAUGUAUACGGAGAAGAAGCUUUUGAAGAAGAGGAAGCAUUUCCUAUUGAAAGAGACUCCCAUUCUAAUGCCCUUGAACGGUUCUGCCGUGGACCUCAUGCCGUUGGAUUACGAGGACAGCAGCGGCAAGUGGAGAAAGCUGUAUGAGGUUCAAAGGCAACGUAAGAAGCUUAUGCACAACAUCUGCUUGAAGUACAAGAGCGGUAGCAGGCGGAUUAUCACCCCUUAUCACGUCUCUCGAAUCUUCGUGGAAGACAAGCACAAGUUACUCUACUGUGAGGUUCCCAAGGCCGGUUGCUCCAACUGGAAACGGGUAUUAAUGGUUCUCAAUGGCUUGGCUUCCUCCACCAAGGAUAUCCAGCAUAAUACCGUUCACUACGGCAACUACUUGAAGAGGUUGGACAGCUUCGACCGGAAGGGAAUCUUCAACCGUCUUAACACCUACAAGAAGAUGAUCUUCGUCCGAGAACCGUUCGAGAGAUUGGUUUCCGCUUUCCGGGACAAGUUUGAGCACGCAAAUAACUACUAUCAUCCGGUGUUUGGGAAAGCUAUCAUUUCUAAAUACAGACGAAAUGCCACAAAGGAAGCAUUGAGGACAGGCUCUGGGGUACAAUUUAAAGAGUUCAUCCAGUACCUGUUGGAUGUUCAUAGACCGGUAGGCAUGGACAUUCAUUGGGACCAUAUUAGCAAACUUUGCAGUCCAUGUUUGAUAGACUAUGACUUCAUUGGGAAGUUUGAGAGCAUGGAGGAAGAUGCUAAUUUUCUUCUGCACCUCAUAGGGGCUCCCCAAAACUUGACUUUUCCCAGAUUUAAAGACAGACAUUCCAAUGAGGAAAGGACCACUAGUAAAAUCACACAGCAAUAUUUUGCACAGUUGUCCCCGUUGGAAAGGCAGCGUACCUAUGAUUUUUAUUACAUGGAUUAUCAAAUGUUCAAUUACUCUAAACCAUUUGAAGAUUUGUAUUGAUCACUUGUCAAAUGGGGAAUGUGUUUUCUAGAAAACGUCCACUGGGGGCAGCAUUGUGCUACAGCGUGUGAACUGAUGAAGUAUUUGGAUUCAGAGAUGACCCUUUUAGAUUUUUGUUAACAUGUGAACUUUACACAGAUAUUUUGCUAUCACUUUACAGUCAGUUUACACUACAACAAUUGAUCAUGGAGGGGGUGCAAACCUCACAGAUUAAUUACUUAAAGUGACAUCACACCUGCAAAUUCCCUCAACCAAUUCUUUCUACUCUGAGAUUGAAAGAAAAUAUUUAAGAUUCUCUAUUGUAUAGAUCUUAUUUUUGCUGAUUACAAAAAAUAAAAUUGUUUUUAAAAAUACA